AAAUUCUAUUUAUUUACCACCGAAAAUAAACCCACCUCGGUGAGAUAAAAUAGUAUCUGAUAUCCUAGUGAUUUAUCACGAUAUCAAAAAAGGAUUUUCGUAAUUCCUUAUUUCGACUAAUUAGUAGUCGAUACACUGAUCUGCUGCUAGACCUCAAUACGUGAGUCAUGUCCAACGAAGAACGUCUCCAUACGUUGCUUGCUGAUUUGGGAAAAGCGACGCUAAGGGGAGUGCGUAAGUGUCCGAAAUGCGGUACGUACAAUGGGUCACGAGGGCUGAGCUGCAAGAACAAGUACUGCGACGUGGUGUUCAAAGAGCCAGGGGAAAAACGAAAAUUAUCAACAGAAGCUUGUAAACUCAUAACAGGAUCAACAGCCCAGGUCUUUUCUGUCAGAGUACGAGACAAAGGUCCUGAUUAUCGUGGAUUUGUACAACUUCCUGUUAUAAACACAGCAGUCGUCGACGAAAAUUCAGCCCUAAUAACGCAAACUACUGCUUUAUGUUUUGUUGACACUUGCGAAAGAAGCUUUAAUGCAAGCGUACUAAAAUGUCACGAAAAGGAUUCAUCUGAAUUAUCCAUGUCAACUUGUCAACACAUCCAAGCUGCACUACGCUGCUAUGCCGAAGCUCAACCAUUGACGCUGCGAAAUUCAAUACUGUCGUCAUUAAAUGUCAAUAACGAAAUAAAGCAAGAAAUAUGGCUGCUAGCUACGGAGACGUCGGGUCCCUUGGUGCAAAGAGUGUCAAAAAAUAUUAUGGCAGUCAAAUGCAAAGCAUCGCCAAAGCACCCGCUCGGAUACUUGCAUUUUUCAUUUUUCGUCACUAAAUUAAAGGAUAGAGUUGAGCACAGAUGUUUAUGCAGUUGUUCUGCCUUUAAAAGUACAACAAAGUUUGGGGAUAAAACGGAGGUGUCACAAUCUCAAAUCAAACGUUGCGUGCAUUUUUAUGCUUGCAUAUGUGCGUUUGCCAGUGAUCCAAAGCUUACUGAAGAAUUUGAGUAUUACGUUAAUUUAGAUCAGGCUGAUCUCAGUAUACAAAAAUCUAUAAGUACAGAGUUUCAAAUUAAUGAAGCUGAUAAAAUUGUUGGAAUGGAUUUGGAAAGCUUGACAGCUGAUGAAACUGAUACGCAGCUUUUAAUAUUUCGAGACGAUACGAUAGAUUUGGAUGCUGCAAUUUUGCCUCAUAAUAUUGUAGAAAAUAUUGGAGUAGAAUGUGAUCAUACUUUAUUAGAUGAUGCCAAUAUUAUUUCACAGGUACACAACUUGGAAGUGAUAGACCAAAACUCGGUACUAGACGAAGAUACAGUAAAAAUUCUCGACAAUCAAUCUCUAAUUGACACAAAGUAUAAUGUGAUAAAUGACAGCCAGUAUCUAUUAGACAAUAAUAAUGUCAAGAUUCUUGACAGCGGUACAGUAAAAAUACUGGAUGCUCAUACUGUACUAGAUGCUGAUACCAUGAAACUUCUGAAUGGAAGUACAAUAAUAGAUGAUAAUACUGUUCAGAUAAUCAAUGGUAAUACAGUAAUACAGUGCGGUUGUGGAGAUAUGAUAACCUCAGACAAUACUGAUAUGUUUCAAACGAGUGGGAAGAGGAAAAGGGAUGAAAGGUUACCAAACCUGUCUUCCACAAGCUUAAAUAAUUUGAAUUCAAUAGAGCCAAGAAAGGCAAGAGCAAAACCGACGGUUAUUAAAAAAUAUCAGAAUUCAUGUGAGAACUUGGACGAAAGCAAUACCAGCUUGCCGUUUAUCAAAUGGCUCGCUUCAAUAACUGAAAGAAUAAAUCAAACAAUGCAUUUCCAGUUUGAUGGCAAGCCCGAUCCUUUGGUAUUUCAUGUGCCUCAAAUAUUUUUCGAUUGUCUCCGAGAACGAAUAUCGUGCGGUGGUAAGAAAAAGAGGCUGCCAAAUUCGACAACGGCUUUUGUUAGAAAAGAUGGGGUGCCUCUGGGCACGUUUACAAAAUAUACCUGGCAUAUUACGAACAUACUUCACGUAAAAAGUAUUUUUGAAACUCCGAUAAUGCCCCUAGAAAUAACUAGAAGUUUCGUACAAAAUGCUGACGGAACUUACGAAUUGUACAAACGGGAAGAAACGGAAAUGGACAAGUUUAAAAAAACUGGUAAUCAACCGUUGAUUAAACCACUGGAACUGAAAACGUACCUGAAAGUUGGAAACACUUCCCCAAAUCAAAUCGAACCAACACCAUUUUUGAUCGAAUGGAUACCGGAUAUAUUGCCGAUUUCUAAAAUGGGAGAACUGAGAAUUAGAUUUGAGUAUGGCCAUGUUAAAAAUGAGCUUACUCAACGGCGAAGAAAAGUUGCUUUGUUGAAAAAUUAUUGAAAUCCAAGAUAAUUUCCUAAUUUACUCAUUCCUUUAGCAGAGUAUGAGCAUGGAUUAUCAAAGUUGACAUUAAUCAGCGUGAAUUGUAGAAAACUUAUUUGCAAUCUUGAUGUAUUGUUAAGAAAUUUAUCAAAUUAUCAAUUCUAUUAGUUGUAUAUUACGAUACAGGCGAAGGAAUAUCGGAUCUUUAUUAUCAAACCAUUAUCGUAUGAUGUCCGAACCUGCAUCCUCAUUGGCAUCAAAAAGUUUAUCAUUACAGAAAAAUCAUAUGGAAAUCAAAAGCUGUUUAUUUGUUAACAUAAAGUGGAUAUGGAAAAAAUUCGGUAGAAAACAAUACUCGUAAUUAUAUAUGGUUCUCCUGGAGCUUUAUAGACAUUUUCUGCCACUAGAAUGGAACAAUAUGUUGGAUCCUUUCUUCUCCAAUACGUAUCUUGAGGGAUUGACUGCAUUGCAGUAGAAUGAUAUGUUGCGAUUGUGCAUAAUUUCAACAAACUCAUGUUUUUUUUUAGCCCCUAAGUGUGGUAUACUUUUAUAUUAAAAUCGGAAUUUAAUCAUGAAUUUUCCGAAGCCAGUGAUCCGUGCAUAAUAAUAUUAACUUGACUCCGUGUGAUUUUUAAUUUUCGAAACAUCAAUUUCAUGUCAUGUAGCAUCAUCAUAUUUAUUUUGUAACAUAGCAUAAUUUCGUUAAAGUUUACUGCGUAAGUAAACAUAUUUUGUUUUAUUUUUUCUGCUUGCAAAGCAUAAUCAGACUUGUACACCUAUGUAUAAAAACACUGUAUUUAAUUCUUGUUCAUUAAUCUACAUAAAAAACGACAAAUUUAUGGUUUUUUGACUAUUAGUUUACUUAGUGGUCGACUUAGUAUAUAUGUAUAGUAUUUAUGAUGUAAAUACUAAAGAAAGAAACUAUGUGUACGGAAAAAAAUAGUAAUCCAUUUACUGCAACUUAAAAAACCCGAUUUUUCCGCAAAUAUAAUUUUUUUAUAGAUAUAGUAAUGUGAGCUAAGAAAAAACGAACAAAAAUUGGAAGAGAACCAGUUUUUAGUCAUUCUAAUAAAUAAUGAAUGUACAAGACGGCAACUACGUACGCUUAUA
Diprion similis is the source of this 3428-nucleotide messenger RNA. RefSeq lists its product as uncharacterized. Gene Ontology annotation, cellular component: nucleus. Bases 168 to 2336 code for a protein of 722 amino acids. The transcript has 7 exons. The record is from RefSeq and is a predicted model, not a curated record. Lineage: Eukaryota; Metazoa; Arthropoda; Insecta; Hymenoptera; Diprionidae.